Molecule: messenger RNA, 7015 nt
Organism: Apis mellifera (honey bee)
Lineage: Eukaryota; Metazoa; Arthropoda; Insecta; Hymenoptera; Apidae
Gene: GABA-B-R2
Product: gamma-aminobutyric acid type B receptor subunit 2
Exons: 19
Coding region: 2015-6067 (1350 amino acids)
Biological process (GO): gamma-aminobutyric acid signaling pathway; G protein-coupled receptor signaling pathway
Cellular component (GO): membrane; G protein-coupled receptor heterodimeric complex
Molecular function (GO): G protein-coupled GABA receptor activity
Source: RefSeq, a predicted model, not a curated record
GCACCAGGGUGAGAGGCAGCGGGUUCGGGAGAACGCGCAGCCGCAAAAGGGCAGGGUGGGAAGGCUGUUAGUUCGGAGCUCUUUCAAGGGGUGGUCUGUCAGUUUACCGGAUGACCGCGUGAGCGCGCUGCCGCGCAAGACCAACCCUCUAUUCGCGCUACAUCCGGCGAACGUGACUGAUCGUGCUCGAUUCUCGCGAUUCCGUUGCAAAACAUUCGCUUUCUCGCUCGAUCGAUCUCGCGAUUUUUUUUCGUUACCAUUAUUUCCCUCGCUUCAAAUCCCUCUUCGAUCUCCGUAAUCCGUAAUUUUCAAUCCGCUAAUGUGCUAUAAUCCACGGGUUGGAAAGUCACCACCACCUAUCGACCGCCGUCACUGACCGGUUCGUUUCUCGCACUUUUGCUCUUUUUUCCCCCAUACCGACCGUCUUCACCUUGGAUCCUCGGAUACGUUCUCACGCCUCUCCUCAUCUCUACGCUAUUCUGCGCAAUUUUCGUGCCCGUAAACCCUUCGAAGCAAAAGGAAGAAGAAAAAAAACGGACAUUUACAUAAGUGCAGCUGUCUGUGACAAUCGAAUGAUAAGUUAAUCGAGGAGGAAGAGAAGAAAAGAGAAGAGGAGGGCAAGGAAGAAGAAGAAGGGGACGAGAGUUACAGUUACGAGGAGGGAGGGAGAAGGAGGGAGAAGUGAUUCCUUUCCUCGCGUAGAAUGAGUGUGUAGUGUAUUCUUGGUGGAUGGUAUCUGGCAAGGAUCGGUAGCUGGUUCGUGAUGGGGGUGGGAAACAGUUUAUCAGACGUGGCCACUACAAGUAGUCCACCAGAAAGAUAAUGCAGAUAAAUGUUUCCGGAGGGAAGAGCGGACAAGUAACACAGGAUUACAUAUUGUCAGAUUCGUUCCCGAAUAUGCGUCACUCCUGAUCCGAAGCCGGGCCCGUUCAACAAUGGAUUCAACGACACACUCUUACCGUACACGGAUAAGAAAGAAUUGGACGAGAAAUUGAAACGGUGGUCUACCCGAUUCUCAAGCGAUUCCCUUCUACCUAUCCAAACCUUCCCCACUCGCCAAGAAGUUUCUUCUUUCUUGAAAAAAAAAAAAUCGCUGCGCCGCCAGAAGAAAUCGGUUUUGGAACGUUUCUUGCCUCGGUAAGAACUUCGCUUGCGCAAAAGGAGGAAAGAAAAAGAGAGGAAAAGAGAAGGAAAAAAAGAGGAAGAAAGAUGGAAGCGAGGCGAGAAGCGUGGAAGGGACGAUCGUGGCGCCACCAUCAGCAGCGACAUCACCAUCAACGGUAUCGUGAGCAACCACGGCGCGACCAAUCACAACACAAGCAGCAACAGCAGUUGGCUAGGAAACGGAAACACGUGGGACAGCGUUCGAGCAACGUUAAAGGAACAACGUGCCUCGAAUGGUAACCGAGCGGAGGGGGGAAGGGGAGGAGGCGGAUGAUCCAUUCCGCGUCGAUGAACGUAAGAACGAACGGUGGCCGAAAGGUUCGUUGAGGGAGGGAUCGAUAUUAUCGGUGUUAUCAGCAGAUACGACAAGAGAGAGAGAAUGAGAUCGUCCGAUCACGCCUUCCUAACACGCUCGGUCGCGGUUCUGUCACUCACUCGUAUAUGUAAUAAGAAGGGACGCUUGGAGAAGGAUGGGGCAAAGCGGGGGGCGGAGUGAAACGGAACGGCGUAUCCGUCGCGUCGAUUAUUCGUUGGCAACGGUCAAUUAAACGGUCGCGAUUAAAUUUAAGGAGAAGGAGAAGGAGGAGGAGAAGGAGAAGGGGAAGAAGGAGUCGGUCGAGCGGCUUUCGAUGCUGCGAGAGAAGGAUAGAAUGAUAUACGAGUCCGAGAUCGCGAGAUUGGCCGCCGUUCGAGUAAUCGGUUACAACGUUAAUAAAGCGAAUUAAGGGAAAAGUGUCGAUCGAAAGAUAGAGCGUCGCGCUUCCCUGACCGAGAAGAAAGGAGGAAGAAAGGAGGAAGGAAGGAAGGAAUACUCGAGAAAGUGUUUCGAGGUGGAUAAAGAGGGGGGAGGAUGGCCACGGUUCGAGGGGGGACCGUCCAACGGCGAUACUUGCCCGGCCUUUUAACGGCCGCUUACCUCUGCGCCUUCGUUUUCUGGCUCGAUGGAAUGUUGGACUGUGCCGGUCAAAGGCCGAUAAAUCUGGGCGGCGCGAGGAAACGAGACGUUUACAUCGCCGGAUUCUUCCCUUUCGGCCAUCACGUGCCCGAGAGCCACAUCGGCCGUGGCGUCAUGCCCUCGGUCAAGCUCGCCGUCGAUCAUAUCAACGAGGAUCGGAUCGUCCUCAGGAACUAUCGGCUGCACAUGUGGUGGAACGACACGGAGUGCAACGCCGCCGUUGGCGUGAAGGCAUUCUUCGAUAUGAUGCACAGCGGGCCGCACAAAGUGAUGCUAUUCGGCGCAGCUUGCACGCACGUCACUGAUCCCAUCGCUAAAGCGUCGAAGCAUUGGCGUCUCACGCAGCUUAGCUACGCGGACACACACCCGAUGUUUACAAGCGAUAGCUUCCCAAAUUUCUUUAGGGUGGUGCCUUCUGAGAACGCGUUCAACGCUCCCCGCGUGGCGCUUUUAUUGCACUUCAAUUGGACUCGCGUCGGAACCAUUUAUCAAAACGAGCCGCGAUACGCUCUGGCACAUAAUCGAUUGGUCGCCGAUCUCGAUAGCAAUAGCAUGGAAGUGGUAGAGACGCAAAGCUUCGCCACCGAGGUGACCACAGCGCUGGAAAAAUUAAAGGAGAAGGACGUUAGAAUAAUUUUGGGCAACUUUAACGAAACAUGGGCCAGGCGGAUAUUCUGCGAGGCGCACAAAUUCGAUAUGUUCGGGAGAAAAUAUCAAUGGGUGAUCAUGGGUACUUACACGGAAGAAUGGUGGCUCCAUCCCGACGAGGAAUGCAAUUCCGCUGAUUUGGUGGAGGCAUUGCACGGUGCCAUAUUGACAGACUUGUUGCCAAUCACAACGGAGAAGAGGAAGACUAUAGCUGGAAUAACGACCGAACAAUACCGGGUCGAGUAUGACUCGAGACGAGGCAAAGAGUAUUCGAGAUUUCACGGAUAUUCGUACGACGGUAUAUGGGCAGUGGCUCUAGCUAUACAACGCGUCGCGAGCAGGAUAACACACUACCGUCGCAAUCAGACCAUGUCAGAUUUCAGAUACAGAGACGAGCUUUGGGAGAAGCUUUUUCUCGAAGCUCUGAGAAACACAAGCUUCGAAGGUGUCACGGGUCCUGUGCGUUUCUAUGAUAACGAAAGGAAAGCGUAUAUUCUUUUGAAACAGUUUCAAGGCGACAGAGAGGUAAAAGUCGGUGAGUACGACGGCGUGACAGACAUUUUAGAUUUGAACAAGGGCGAGCCUUUAAUCUGGAAGGGAAAAUCACCGCCCAAAGAUCGAACUCUUCACAUCAUCGAGCAUUCGACCGUAAAUAUUACGAUCUAUGCUGUGCUCACUUCCGCGGCCAGCGUGGGCAUCACCAUGGCGGCUAUUUUUCUCGUCAUCAAUAUCAAGUACAGAAAUCAAAGAUACAUAAAAAUGUCAUCGCCGCAUUUAAACAACCUCAUUAUCGUCGGAUGCAUGCUGACCUACAGCAGUGUAAUUUUCCUUGGGUUAGAUUCGCAGCUGUCCAGUGAAACGGCAUUUCCCUACAUUUGCACCGCCAGAGCAUGGCUAUUGAUGGCUGGUUUCUCCUUGGCUUUUGGUUCCAUGUUCUCGAAAACAUGGCGAGUACACUCGAUAUUUACCGACGUUAAAUUGAACAAGAAGGUGAUAAAAGAUUACCAAUUGUUCAUGGUGGUCGGUGUAUUAUUGUUUAUUGAUUUGGGUAUUAUGACGACCUGGCAGGUUGCGGAUCCAUUUUACCGGGAAACGAAACAAAUGGAACCUUAUCCUCAUCCUUCCAGCGAAGAUAUCAUCAUAAUACCGGAAAACGAGUACUGUCAAAGUAACCGAAUGACCAUUUAUUUAGGGUGUAUAUACGCAUAUAAAGGUCUUUUAAUGAUAUUCGGCGCCUUUUUGGCAUGGGAAACAAGGCAUGUUAGCAUUCCGGCGUUAAACGAUAGCAAAUACGUCGGAAUGAGCGUAUAUAACGUUGUGAUCAUGUGUGUUACCGGAGCUGCUAUUAGCUUCGUAUUGGCUGACAAACAAGACGCCAUGUUUAUUAUGUUGGCGAUAUUUAUAAUAUUCUGCAGCACCGCCACCUUGUGCUUGGUUUUCGUACCAAAGCUGAUAGAAUUGCGAAGAAAUCCCCAAGGUACGAUAGACAAACGAAUUAGAGCAACGCUUAGGCCAGUGUCGAAAACGCGAAGGGACUCGAGCGUUAGCGAAUUGGAGGAACGUCUAAAGGAAGCUACGUUAGCGAAUCAAAAAUUUCGUAAACAAUUAUUGGAAAAAGAUUCGGAACUUCAGAUGUUUCUACGGAGGCUCGAUGAUCAAACCACAUCGAAUACACAGGAAGCAAUGGAUAGGUUAACAGUUCCGAGGCAGGAAGCAACAAUGGUGAAAAAAGAAGGUUUGUCCCUUGCGACAGAGACAACGGACAUUUCCAUAUCAAUGUGCAGCCUGAAUUCAACUACCAUCUCUCAACCAGAAGGCGUCGAUUAUGCGAGCACAAUCGCGACCGAACAACCGAUUAGCAAGAAAAAGACGUCGUUCUCGAAAUUACCGGCGAUCGCGAUCGACAGCGAACGAACACCUCUGGUCCCACAAACCCAAGAAACCACGAAAGGAACCGCUGAUUUUUCGUCCUCGCCUCUGCCUUCGGUUUUGAAACACACGACAGACGAUUCCGGCCAUAGAAGAAGUCGUUCCUCCAUACUUGGAAAAGAGAGUGAACCUCUUCUUGCCGAGAGAAGUCCGGACUCGCGAUCGGACACCGGUAAAACGAACGUUGAAUUCAUACCGGAGAUCGUCGAGGAGGGUGACGCCAUCAUCCUCGAAGAGACCGAAAUUCCCAGGCAUGGAAAGUUGAUCAGAAGCAAAGACGAUCGUAGAUCCAGGCUCCCGACACCUCCGCCGACAAAGAACGUCUCAUUCGGUGAACUUCAUGAACAGAACUACCUCGAACAAGCGAUUCUACCACCUCCCUCGCAAUUCGUUCCCAAGCAUCGACAUUCCGUUUCGGCGACAAAUGCAUCCGCUCAUCAAUCAUUAAAGAGAAGAUCGUCGGUGAAGAGCAACGGAAUGGCUCAUUCCCAUCACGAGUUGUUUCAAACUCGGAGAACCAGCGUACCAGUCAAUUGCAUCAGUUAUAUUUCGACCGAGAACGUCUCCAAAUCAGAGGCCACCGAGUUCUCUCUUAACUCUGGUUUUGAUAAGUCUUAUAUAAUUGGUGAAUGCGGCCAUCGACGAGCAUUAUUCUCAGGUACUGGAUACCGUUGUGAGAAACACGGUGGACGAGGACAUCGCGCUAUAUUGAAUGGUUCGGCGGAAACUCCGCCUCCUCCACGGAGACAUAAAAAACAUUACGAUUCUCAAAAUGCGAGUUCUCCGAGUGUACCUGCGAUGGUUAAUGCAAGUUAUUCAGAUACCGAGAAAUACGAGGAAUCAAUGUCGACGAUUAUUCAACGAUCGGUGUCUGAAAGGUCGCGAGAAAAGUGUCCUCGGCUUCGAAGUGAAGGACACGCGAUGAUCGAAUGUCCUCAUCGUGCCACACGUCGGAUACGAGAGUGUAGACAUACCGAGUCUAAACUCCGACAACAGGCUCGUUUGGAAUACGUGCAAAGCACACCAAAUGUUGCCACUAUACACAAUAAUAAAUUCGCAAGCGCGAAUCCACGUGGUGGUGGUGGCGGCACUGGGCCAAGUAGCGGCGGUGUGGCAGGAAGUGCGAAUGGCCCGGGAACAGCCAGCUCAGUGACCGGCAGUAGUUCAGACGUUGUUGGUGGUUCCGCGGCAAAUGUUUCUAAAAUGUAUAGCGCCGUGUCGGACGGCGAAUUACUCGAUCUAGCGAUAUUGCCGAUCUUUCAAAAACUACUCACCGAGAGGCACAAAAGUUCCUCGAGGGCCGGCUACGGCGCCAGCGUAGCCAGCUGCCCGAAUAUAUCUAUCAAAUGUGACAUCGUUGAAUACCUUUAACGAUCUUCCAACGAUUAAUUUCAAUUUUCAUCUGGCGAUCUCGUUCUAUCUCUUUCUUUGAACACUCCUCUCCCAUCCUUCCCUUACAUUUCUUUCUCUCUCUUUCUCUUUCUCUCUCCCUCUUUACGGCCUUCAAGCGCGACAUCUAUCGUGAAACGUGUUCGCCAAUGUAUCGGCCGAGACAAAUGAUAUUUUACAAGAGCAAUCACCGUUCCUUUCUCGAGCCUGCCUAUCUUUGCGAUACUCUCGCGAAAGAACGUUGGAAGAAGCAGCAGCAGCAGCGCUGCUCUUUCGAUAUAUGUAAAUGUAUGUACAUUUCCGUGUCCAUAAGUCACCGAAUACUUAAAAUUAGUACGAUUUAGGAUAGGAAUGAAAUGAACGUUGUAAUUGCAGAAUGAAGUUGACAAUUUAUUAAUCGUUUAUUGUAAGAGAAAAGUAAAUUAUAAUUAUUACAUUUGAAAGAUGUUAUAAAUCUAUAUUUUAAUAAACGUUAUGUUUAGAUUUAGCAAGUGUCCGCUGGACUUAUGGACGGAGAAGGAGACGUUAUCAACGAGAUUAAACGAGAGGAUACCGGCCUCUGUUCGACGCUCGAGAAUAGAAUCUCUUUUAACUCCUCGGUUUAACCAAUCAAAAAUAGCCGUUCGCGGCAUUCUAGGAAAACGUUCUAUUAGCAGAAUUCUACGGCGUCUGUGCUCACUUUAACACACUUUUCUCUUCCAAUUUUUAUGAUUUUUCGUUUCCCCAUCUCGAUUCUCGGUCUCGAUGAUGAAAAGUCGUAUAAACGUUAACACGAACACGACACGCUUUCGCGUCCGUGAAAGAAAGAUUGACAUAAUCGCGAUGACUCAUCAUUCUGGAACGUGGAAUCUCGGUUUUUUAUAAGAAAUUAUUCAAAAAAAAAAGCAAGUUUGUUAUACACAUGUUUGUCAUAACAAAAAAAAAAAAAAA